AUGUUUGAGACAGUGAAUCUCUUGAAGAUACUUAUUAUACAACGAAAAGAUCACACAUUUACUUUAAAUCACAAGAAAUGCACGAGUGUAGUCGAGCCUCCAAUAGCUCUUAGCAGUAGGCUCCGCGCCCUCGGACGGAAACACUCCGACGGGAGCGCAGCGCAGGGCGUGGGUACCCUACAGGUUUUGGGCGGACAAGGUGCGUUCCACAAACACCGUGGGGCGCGAGCUAUCUCGCAGGCAGCGAGCCGCGUGCGGUCACCAAAGGUAGGCGAACAGGGAGGCGUCAGGAGGGGAACUUAUCACCCGCCCGCAUGGCCUGAUGGCGGCAUCGAACUUGAGAAGGCGCGAGUAGUGGACUCCCCUGCAUUGCUCCACAGAUAUGGACGUGCACAUAGGAGACUUGCACCCAUCAAUUAUCGAGAAAUCGAGAUUGUACAAUCGUUCUUGGAGAAGAUUCUUGUGGAAUCGAGAGCGUGCAAAUACAUCCGUCCACAAAUGACGGAGGAGAAUGUGUUGGACAUCAAACAGGGCCGUUUGUCCCGCUGUAUAGGUUUUGAUGCGACAGUUUUUGCGUUCACAGGUGAAUGGCUGGCUAUCUUCGUCAUCCAAAUCAGUCAGAAUGGCUGCAAGGCUGCCUUGGGGAGGAGAUACAUUAAUCAGAGUUGCUGUUUUGUUGACACAAACACAAUUGGGCGAGACAUGAUCCUGCUGAGGAAGACAGAGUUCAUUAAAGCGUGGACGCAUAACCCCAUCUCAGAGAUGACUCGCCAUACCGGCACAGACAGAAGGACGACGAAAACAUAUCGUGUCUUUACCGGGGCCCCAUCCGCUAAGGAUGUCUCACAACCAACGAGCGAUUAUCACUGGCGCACUGUGUCCUCAAAAACACCGGCGUAUGGCUUUCCACCGGCGACGCUGGGGGCCGCAAGCCUUCGUAUUUCUUUGUUGUACCAGAAUAUCAUAUUCGGCGAAUCCGACGAGCAUCCGGACGAUGCAGUUGAUGAUGACAUUCCUCUCAGCGGCGCCAAUAGAACUGAUAUACGAGAUUUCGCGAGUUUGCCCACGUCAGAUCAAACUACCGCCAUUACCUGGCCGGCCACCACCCUAGGUGGAGCAGCGUCCCAAAGCAUGCUUGACUCAAAGGUAUCAUUCUUGCGCCCGUCUUUGGGCGCCUCACGACUCCGCUCUCAACCCGAGACGCAGGAGACACAAGGGUCCGCGUCGUACAACUACUCCAACGAAUCAUCGAUCGCACGCUUCCCAAGCUUCCACUUCAAUCUCCACGCGGUGACCAGCCUGUCUGCGCUCUUCACGGAGGCCCAGCAGCACCUAGCCCGCUCAGGGCCAGUCCAGAAAGGCUCGCGGAAGGUCAUGGCGCUCGCUGCCGUGCUCGAGGCAGAGGGCCCGGAUACCAUCCGCGUCAAACGGGGCGUAGACGCAGGCAAGGAAGUCUCGCUGCUCAAGCUUAUCAUCGGCGACGAUGACGGGGCCAUCUGCAAGCUCACCGCGUGGCGUGAGGUCGCCGAGAGCUGGGGCGGGGCUGACCCCGACGUGCCCACGAGCAUCAAACGCGGAGACGUAGUGCUCUUCGAGAAUGUCCUCGCCAGUUGGGCCCCGGGCAGUGGCGUCGAGCCUGAACGCGAAGGCGCCGUCCCCGUCAGUCUGUCCGCGUCGCCCAACCUCCAUUCGACGCUCCAGAUCUGCUAUCGGACCAUGCCCUGCAUGCCCGAAGACAGCCGCUUGCGCCCGGACCUUAGACUCGGCUCCAGCGACGCGGCAGUCAGGAGGGUGACAGCGCUAGUGGAUUGGGUCGAACACACCGCAGGUCUAUCCGUCAAGUGA
Molecule: messenger RNA, 1845 nt
Organism: Postia placenta MAD-698-R-SB12
Lineage: Eukaryota; Fungi; Basidiomycota; Agaricomycetes; Polyporales; Adustoporiaceae
Exons: 9
Coding region: 1-1845 (614 amino acids)
Source: RefSeq, a predicted model, not a curated record